CAUUCCGCAAGCUUGACGUGUUUGCUUGUGGAUGUUUUGUUUACAUUUUAUUUUAUUUGAAACUUUUAUCUUUUCCCGUCCCUUUAUUAAGACAAUUAGUUGUCUCGACUUAUUUACAUACGAGUUAAAUGACUAUUCACCGCUGUGUUGUGUCUUGUUGUGAUUUUGUAGCCUAUUACUAAGUGUGUUUAAGAACUUGUGUUUUCGUGUAUUUUUUGUGAUUAUUUUGGUGAUUCCGUCGACCGGCGCUGUUGCUACACUCCUUUACUACUCUCGAACGAUGCGAGCGCACGCGAUUGGGCGCGCGCUGACGCGCUGUCUCUCGUGAUUGGUGCUGCGCGACGUCAGCUGCGCCCCCAUUGGCGGAGAUGUCGGGCCUGCCGCCGGCCGCUGACGAUCGCGUCAGUGGCGUUGAUGUGCGGGAGCAGGGCUCGGCUUUGAGGGUGGCGACCACCAGCCCCCACCUGGUGAGCCUGGGCACCGGCCGCCUCAGCACCGCCGUCACUCUGCAUCCACUUAAACAAGGUCGCGUAACAAUCGGCUCGGACCCCACAUGCGACAUCUACAUCGUCGGGCCGGGGGUGUCCCACCUGCACUGCCGCAUAGAGAACUCUCACGGCGCGCUCACGCUAUACCCCCUGGCUGGGCGGACGCUGCUCGAUGGGUCUAUUGUGGAGCGCCCGGUCAGACUGUCGCAAGGAAUGAUGCUGACGAUAGGCCGCUCGGCGUGCCUGCGGUUCAACAACCCCGCCGAGGCGCAGCUCAUGAAGGCCGUACUACCACCGCACCAGGAUUACCAGAAGCAUCAAGACCCGGUACAGUGCUAUCAAACGCAGAGUUUACCACAAAAAAUAUACAAAGACAACCCUCUAUCACAUUUAGACGAAGAAUUAGACAUGACCAUCAAAGAACUGAGCAAGAGAAAACCGCCAGCCGUCCCUAAGAAGCCUUACAGAGAUCUAGACCUUUCAGACUCGAAUUCAGACCACGAAUCUAGACCUAAAGUAUCCAGUAUUAUGGCCAAAGUAUCCAAGUUUGAGUACUACGCGAAAGCCCAACAGAAACCAGUCAGUAAAAGUCAGUUUUACACGCACGAAAAUGAGAUUUCUCCUAAAGUGUUUAGCUCAAAUUCGUUGACAGUUAACACUCCAGCGAAAGACGUGUUGGGUGGUAAAAAUGCUCCAAGCAACUUCAAGAAGCAAGAAAACCAAAGGGUUAUACAUUUGAACGAAAACAAUACAGUCGAACCUAAAGGCUACACAAACGUUACCAUAAGAAAUAGGAAUAAAAUCGAGGAAAUAGUUAGAAAUUUCGAUGACUCUUACAAACUACCCAAGAAAAUCAACAAUGACCAGCAAAAAGAUGUCUAUGGGAAGAUUAAUAAUGAUAUAAGGCAAAAUGAGCUCAAAGGCCAUAGUGAUAGGACUCAGUUUGAUAUGGGGAAUGUGAGGAGUCCGACCUUACCACAGUAUAGUCAGAAUUAUUCUCCGGUCUAUAGUAAUUCUAGUCAUAUGGAUAGGAGCGGGGAAGCUGAGAAUAAACGGAUGCAGGCGUAUCAAGACAGAAUCAAGGAAGAGGAGCAGAAAGACGCAGAGAAUGCUCGUCUAGAGGAGAUUCUCAACAUGUGUGCUGAAUAUGAGAGGCAGAUCUCUUCAGGAACACCAAUAACCCCUACAGAGAAGCGUUCACAGAACAAGAUAAUAACGAACGGAUCUCUGCCACGGAGCGUCGCUCUCAACAACCCCAACUUUGUGCAAACUAGCGAUGGAUAUUACAAGUUUGAUACUAGUCAAAACCACGGUAGCAGUCCCAUGAGCAGGUCUCUUCCCAUCCAACGCAAUUUGUCCAGCUACGAAAACUUCGAUGUCUCCCAAAUGUCCCCACACUCUAUAACCGAACAAAACACACCCGAAGUGACCAUCAAAGACCAAAGCUAUACAGAAAAUGUCGGCAGAAUGGACGAAAUCGGCAUUCCGGUCUAUGAAAAUUAUAGACAUGAUUUAUCAAGCCCGGUUAUGAUAAGAAAACUUAAUGGGGAAUUGCAAACUAGUUCUCCAAUUGGAAGUCCGUAUGAAAAUGUGUAUUUAAAAGGCAAUUUAAAGCCGAAAUCACCAAAUACGCACAGUCCUAGAACUAGAAUAAAAACCACGUUUGCACACAAAAACCUGCCUUCGCCCCAAUACUUUGUCUUUCCCACGCCACCCCCUAAAGAUACUAAACCAAAUUUCAAUAUUGUGUCACAAAGUAGUAACGAAAAUGAAAUGAAUAAACAUGGUGCUGAAAGUGUUACAAAUAAAAAUAAUGAAAGACAAAACAAUGUCGCUAAUAGUCAAAUAUACAAAGAUGUUACAAAUAACAAAGGUGAUAAAAAUGUAAAUGAAAUUGCAAAACAAAAUGACGAAAAUGUUACAAAUGAUAAGCAGAAAUUCGAAGGAAUCGAAAAACAAUUGAGUUUAGAAGAAGAUAUACCAAUGAUCGACGAUUCCAAUUUAACAGACGACAUAGAAUUCAGGUAUUCGAAAAUCAUUGAUCCAAACGAAGAAUCUAACCUUUUAGAUGAUGAAGAAAUUACAAUAUCUAAAAACCAAAGUUUCGACGACGUUAAAAAGGAACUUAUGGCAGAUAUACCGGAGUUAGAUGAAUUUGAGAAAGAUUUGCAACAAAAUAGAGGAAAAGUUAUAAGAAAUAUUGCAAAAGAUACAACAAACAUAGAAGCUGUUUCAACAGAAAGCAGUGUAUCUUUGAAUGAUAAUCUGAAAGAGUUGAGGGAAAAAUAUGAAAGUUUAAAAGAAGAAAGAAGGAAGUUCGUCGCUGAAAUUCAUGAAAUCAAGUGCAAAAUGUCUGAAAUCAGAUCGCAAGAGGAUGAUAUUUUAAGAGAGCUAGAAAUGGAGAAAGCGCUAAUAAAAGGCGAAUACGACUCAGAAAUAGCCAUCCUCAACAUAGAGCAGAAGAAGAAGAACGACCUUCUAGACAAAUACAAGAAGAUAGAAGAAGAUAUAAAGAACUUGAAGGAGAAGCAAGAGGCGAGACAGAACGAGAUGAGAGAUCGAGUCGAGAUCGCUACUAUGAAAGUUGAAAGGCUAGAACAAGACGUCCGCACCGACGCGGCGACAGUGGAGGAGCUGCAGAGCGCGCAGGACAUCCUCGACAACGAGGCCAAGAUCUGCGAGGACCUGGAGUUCCAGCACCUCGAGCAGGAGUCCGAGCUGUUGGCAAACAGAGAAGACUUGCAGAACGAAAUAAACGUGCUAACACGAAAGAUAGAAGCUCAGAAAACUCGAAUCCUGACCCUCAAAUCUGAAGCCAACGAAAAUUUAACGUCAGCGCUGGAUGAAACUAAAGUAUUACAAGCUCAGUAUGUCAAAUUACUUAAUAAAGUCGAAGAAUUGACUACCAAUGUCCAAGAUAUAGAAAAAGAGUUAAAACCAGUAGUCAAUAAGCUAAAUGAUAUAGAAAGAACACAAUCUCCGGACAGUGCGUUCUUCACAGACCAAAACAGAGCUAAAUCAGGUGAAUUCGGAUAUUCGCCACAGAGCAGUGACAGCGAUGACGUAGAUUUGACAAAAAUAUCCGAAAACCACACGAAUAAACUGAAAUAUAAAUUCAAUUCUGUAGAUCAGAUGUCACAGUCUAUGAUCGUUGAUAUUGAACGAAGAGAUAUAACUGACAUAGUUGCGGAUACAUCGUUGAGGCAAAGCGAAAGUCCAUCGAAAUCUUCAACUUCUAGCAAAGAGAAGAAAGGGUUCUGGGAAAGAAACUUCGACUCGCUUAGCAGACGCAAAAAGAAACAGAAAUCUCCAGAAAAACAAGAUAUAAUGUCACAAAGUCUGAAUGAAAACCUGUUCUACAAUGAUAACAUAGAAAACGAACCAAAUCUAGACAGAUUCAACAGCCUCAGAAAUUCCAAAAAGAAGAAAGAUUCGAAUGUAUCUAAAAGCAAUUCUUCAUCAAAAAUACCAACCUUUGCAGCGUUAGGAAAAAUCAUAAAAAAGGAUUCGUUCAACAGAAAAAAGGACACAGACACCCAAGACACUAACAGCAACAAAAAUCGUUACGUGAAAAACGGUAAAAUACCGACAGAUAACAAGUAUUCGAAAGCUAAAGUUUCACCUGAAAAAAUAGUUGAAGUUUCGACAGAAAUUGAAAACGAAGUGCCUAAUCAAAAGGGCCAUAAUGUGACGUUUGAUGAAAAUAAGACAGUUGAUAGCGAACUUGAGAAUUGUCAGUUGAUUAAAGUACUUCAUAGGAAAAGCUGUGGGGAUGAGCCCAGUAUAAAGAAUGAUGUGAAACGGAUAUCAGAUUCAGGCAAGAUCCCUUCCCAAGACGACAUAGACCGCAUAUCCAAGGUUACCUCGGAUGCUCCGAUCCUGUCCAGUGAUGAUAUGACCAGUUUAGGCAAGAGAGCCGUGGACAGCCUCAUGGAGGUUGAAAAGAAGAGGAAAGUCAUGCUGGAAGAGCAGGGAUGCCAAGUGAUAGAAAACGAACGCGAGAAAAUCUCUGAACUAAAACGUCGAGUUCAAACCGAAACCAAGAAACUGUGGGACCAAAAGUACAAGCACGAGCAGACGAAAUCCUUCGACAGUGACAGCUGUCAGUUUGACAGGAGCCUGUCGAACGAGUUUGACAGGAGUCUGUCAAACGACUUUGACAGUUUGACGCAACAGUUGCGGGAGACGACCAAUGUGGUGGAUAAUUCUGGAGCGAUGGAUGCGUUUAAUAGUAUGACUGGAUCGACUAUUUUUGAAGACAGUUCGGGUCUCAUGUCAUCGUCCAUCGAAGAGCUCCAAGUGAGGAACUCUCGCACAGAAUCUGUGGAGGAAGAGAAGAGAAGCGACGACAGCCGCCCGCUGAGCCACGCCUCCGACUUCAGCCGGGAUAAUGUCUUGUCGCUACCGUCUCGCGGGCGCCGCUCCAUAGCGCCGUAUUCCCACCAGCGGCCACUGACCCGGUACCUGCCCAACGACAGAGACGACUUCGACCUGAGGCUACACGUGCAGUCUGCAGGUCACCAAGUGGACCUGUGCCCGCACCUCACCGUCACGUCCACCUCCUGCCGAGGAUACCUGCACAAGCUGGGGGCCAAGUUCCACACCUGGUCCAAACGUUGGUUCGUUUUCGACCGAGACACGAAAACGUUCGUAUACUACUGGGACAAGAGUGAGCGCAAGCCGCGCGGGGGCGCCUACUUCCAGGUAAUAGAAGAAGUGUAUCUCGACCACGGCAACACGUCCAAAUCCCCGAGUCCACAGACCACAUUCAUAGUCAAGACGCGGCAACGACGGUACUACCUGAUGGCGCCUUCGGGGGAAAGCGCGCGAAUGUGGAUCGAUGUAAUAUUCACCGGAGCGCAGGCAUACGCCGAUUAUCUAGACUAGAAAUAUCUAUAUACACAUCUGUAGAGAAGGCAUAGCACGGGGCGCAAGAUACGCCCUAGCGCACGCCUAGUCGUGACAAGAGUUAUGCCGCGCGGCUUCGAGAGUAAGUGCGGAGGAAAAGUUUGUUACGUCAUGUAGUGAGUGUCUUGCGCCCCGUGCUAGGUCUUCUGGAUGUUGCGAAAGCGGUAUACUAAUACUAAGCCGAAACGGGAUGACUCAGGAGGUCAUUCUGAACAACUUUUGUUUUACGACUUUUUGAAAUUCACGAUUUUAUUAUUUAGUAACUUUGUUGGCUACAUGACUUUACUAUGUAAAGGAUUUUUUAUUUUCUGGAGAACUAGGUACCUACCUAAAGUUGUUCUAAAUGACCUCUUGAAAUCAUCCCCUUUCGGCUUAGUAUACCACUUUUGCGACACCCUGUAUAACCUACACUAAGCAUAAGUGUGCUGAUUGUAAUAGUACAUUUUCAGGACUCAGUAUGUGUGCUUUAAGACGAGUGUGCUAUGUGUAAUAUUAGGUUUGGGUUGUUUGCAUGACUGUGAUUUUGAUGAGUGCGCUAAGUGUAAUAGUGAAAGUUUAGUAUACUUAUAGGUUUAUUAAUAUUUUUGUGAUUAAAAUUUAUAGAAAAUCUGUUUACCGAAAUUGUGUAUAAGGACUUAUUUGCAUGAUAUUUUGUUGAUUGCUUUAAUACACCUCACACUUUUUAUUAUUUAAUAUUAAUGAACUAUAGUUUUACAUAAUUUAAGGAUACAAUAAUAAAAUUGUGCACUUAUAUGAUAUAAAAAGGUUACAUUUGUUAGUAAUAAUGAGAAUAGAUCUACCUAUUAACUAAAUAAGUAAUAUUAUGACUGAGUAUUCGUGCCUCAAUAAAGUAGACUUGGUAUUA
Messenger RNA from Plutella xylostella (diamondback moth), 6261 nucleotides. RefSeq lists its product as uncharacterized. The record is from RefSeq and is a predicted model, not a curated record. NCBI's taxonomy places the organism in Eukaryota, Metazoa, Arthropoda, Insecta, Lepidoptera, Plutellidae. Gene Ontology annotation, molecular function: protein binding.